AGACCCUUAUUCCAUGCUGUUUUAUUGGAGUAGUAGUUUGGAGUUGGAUUCUGUUGGCUUCAGUCUAUUCAUUUUAGUAUUCUACGGGUGUUAUUUUCAAAAUACAUUUAGCAUAACGAUUCGGUUUUCUAGACUUUAUUUAUUCUGUGCUGUUAGUAGAAUGGGACGUCGGAAUCGAAAUAGGGCGAAGAAUUCCAAUGGGAGACCUCAGGGUAACAGGGAUGACAGAGGUUGGGGAGCAGGUUAUGCUGAUAUAGUGAAGGAAAACAAGCUGUUUGAGCAGUAUUAUCAGGAACUGAAAAUUGUACCAGAGGGAGAGUGGGACCAGUUCAUGAAUGCAUUACGGGAACCUCUACCUUCCACUUUCAGGAUAACUGGAUACAAAAGCCAUGCCAAAGAAAUUCUGCACUGCCUGAAGAUGAAAUAUUUCCAAGAGCUCCAAGACCUUGAAGUGGAUGGACAGAAGAUUGAAGCACCACAGCCUCUUAGUUGGUAUCCUGAUGAACUAGCAUGGCACACCAACAUGAGUAGGAAGAUUUUACGGAAAUCACCACUGCUGGAAAAAUUUCACCAGUUUCUAGUUAGUGAGACAGAAUCUGGUAACAUAAGUCGCCAAGAAGCUGUCAGCAUGAUACCCCCACUGCUGCUUAAAAUUGAACCACAUCAUAAGAUUUUAGAUAUGUGUGCUGCUCCUGGUUCUAAGACUGCACAACUGAUUGAAAUGCUGCAUGCAGACAUGAACAUCCCUUUUCCAGAGGGGUUUGUGAUUGCUAAUGAUGUUGACAACAAACGAUGCUACCUGUUGGUUCACCAGGCGAAGAGGCUAAGCAGUCCUUGUAUCAUGGUGGUGAAUCAUGAUGCGUCCAGUAUUCCUAGACUGCUGGUAGAUGUGAAUGGAUCAAAAGAAAUUCUUUUCUACGAUAGGAUCCUGUGUGAUGUACCUUGCAGUGGAGAUGGAACAAUGAGAAAAAACAUUGAUGUGUGGAAGAAGUGGACAACUAGUAAUAGCCUCCAUUUACAUGGGCUACAGCUGAGAAUUGCCACUCGAGGAGUUGAACAGCUGGCAGAGGGUGGCAGGCUGGUCUAUUCCACAUGUUCUCUAAACCCUGUUGAGGAUGAAGCAGUAAUCAUGAGUCUUCUAGAAAAGAGUGAAGGUGCUCUGGAACUAGCUGACGUCUCUUCUGAAUUGCCAGGAUUAAAGUGGAUGCCAGGAAUAACAUCUUGGAAGGUUAUGACCAAAGAAGGCCAGUGGUACUCAGAUUGGUCAGAAGUGCCAACUAGUAGACACACACAGAUUCGGCCUACAAUGUUUCCACUAAAAGACCAAGAAAAAUUAAAAGCCUUGAAUAUAGAGAGGUGUCUUAGGAUAUUGCCUCACCAUCAGAACACUGGUGGAUUCUUUGUGGCUGUUCUAGUCAAAAAAGGAUGCAUGCCGUGGAAUAAACGUUUACCGAAGCUUCGACACAAGAAUUCACCAAUUGUUGCAGCUGAAGCUAAUGCUGAGCCAGAGGAGGAGGAGGAAAGAACAGUUGCUGUAGAAGAAAGCACUGAAGCAGGAAGAGGACCUGAGAGCACAGAAGCAAACCCAAACAAGAAAGAAGUGGCAUGCUGUCCACCACCUUCCAAAAAAAUGAAGGUUUUUGGAUAUAAAGAAGAACCGUUUGUGUUUUUGUCAGAUGAUGAUCCAGUGUUUACACCCAUCCAAAAGUUUUAUGAGUUGGCACCUUCAUUUCCUAAGCACAACGUGCUUACUCGAACUCAUGAAGGAAAGAAGAAGCAUCUGUACAUGGUUUCUAAAGAACUAAGGACUGUGUUACUGAACAACAGUGAACGAAUGAAGGUUAUUAACACAGGAGUUAAGGUCUGGUCCCGCAAUAAUGACGGUGAGCAGUUUGGCUGUGCUUUCAGGCUUGCUCAAGAGGGUAUCUACACACUUUAUCCAUACAUCCGUGCAAGAAUUAUCAGUGUGACUAUUGAGGAUGUUCAGAUAUUGUUAACCCAAGAAAAUCCAUUCCUUAGAAAAUUUGGUGCUGAUGCACAGAAACAAGCCAAACAGCUUGGUAUGGGAAGUGUUGUGUUGCGGUAUGAACCAGAUGUCAUGAAACCAGAAACCUUACAGUGUCCAGUUGUUUUAUGUGGCUGGAGGGGAAAGACCUCAAUCCGUGCUUUUGUUCCGAAAAAUGAACGUUUCCAUUAUCUUAGAAUGAUGGGAGUUGAUGUUUUUCAGGAAAAGGAGGAAGGAGAUUCCAAAGUCUUGGAUCAAAAAGAUGGAGGUGCUGGAGAUCAAGCAUCUGAAGUAAUGGAUUGUGAAGAUGACAAAAAUAUGGAAGUAUCUGAAGAAGAAAUUAAAGUGGAAAAUGAUGGAAAUGAAGAUAUAGAUGACAAAGGAGAAGUAGAACAAAGUGAAUCUGAGACUUGUAAUGAACAUAGUAACACCACCCCUGAGGCUCAAUGUCCUGCUGAAGCAUCUGAUAAAAAAACAUAGUAUUUGUUUUCAGAGAAAGUAAUUACAUCAGUUGACACUGCUCUGAUACAGAGCUAUUUGCAGCUGUGAUUGCUUCCAUCUGAAGCUAUUUCAGUUUAUUUGUCUUUUGACAGACAGCCUUAUUCUGUACAUUUAUUUUUUGACACAUUGAGUUUUUUGCUUAAGGCUUUUAGAAUUCAGUGAUUGUUUUUGUACUGGCAGCAUCCAGCAGCUUGUUCCUGUCAGAACUCUUGUAAUGAUUUAUUUUUAUACCAAACAGAGAAUGUUAUCCUGCUAGGUAGAUUGAUUGCUGGACAUGUAUGGUUUCAGCUCCCAGUAGUUAUGUUAAUGGAGUAAUAUUUAAAGAAUUUCUGGGCAUCCCAAGAAGUUGUAUUUUCAGACAGACAUAAGCAAAAGUGUUUCCAGCUGUGUAUGUACAUUGUUUUGCUGUCAGGAACAUAUUAAAUAUUUUUCAUCUUUC
Molecule: messenger RNA, 2945 nt
Organism: Protopterus annectens (West African lungfish)
Lineage: Eukaryota; Metazoa; Chordata; Ceratodontiformes; Protopteridae
Gene: NSUN2
Product: NOP2/Sun RNA methyltransferase 2
Exons: 19
Coding region: 14-2485 (823 amino acids)
Biological process (GO): tRNA methylation
Cellular component (GO): nucleus; cytoplasm
Molecular function (GO): tRNA (cytidine-N5)-methyltransferase activity; tRNA binding
Source: RefSeq, a predicted model, not a curated record